This is a messenger RNA of Malania oleifera, 1414 nucleotides long. Its product is annotated as cysteine-rich receptor-like protein kinase 10. Lineage: Eukaryota; Viridiplantae; Streptophyta; Magnoliopsida; Santalales; Ximeniaceae. Gene Ontology annotation, molecular function: ATP binding; protein kinase activity. Gene Ontology annotation, biological process: protein phosphorylation. The transcript is spliced from 6 exons. Bases 87 to 1181 code for a protein of 364 amino acids. The record is from RefSeq and is a predicted model, not a curated record.
UAUCUCGAACUGUCAUUAUUAUUGUUUCUACAGCAAUCGCAUCUGGACUUAUUGCACUAGCUUCAAUAGCUUUUGCCCUUUUUCAAAUGAGGAAGCCGAAGGAGAAUGUUGAAGAUGAGGAUGCAGUGGAGACUUCGGAUUCCUUGAAAUUCAGCUUAUGCACUGUAAGAACUGCAACAAAUAACUUUUCUGAUGCUAAUAAGCUUGGACAAGGUGGAUUUGGUUUAGUCUACAAGGGCAAGCUUUCAAAUGGACAAGAUAUUGCUGUUAAAAGGCUUGCUCAGCAUUCUGUGCAAGGUGAACAAGAAUUCAAGAAUGAGAUUGUGCUACUGGCUAGGCUACAACAUAGGAAUCUCGUAAGGCUCCUAGGUUUUUGCUUUGAAGGAAGAGAGAGGAUUCUUAUUUACGAGUACAUGCCCAAUGGAAGCCUUGAUCACUUUAUUUUUGAUCCAUCCAAAUGUAGGCAGUUGAGCUGGGAAAGACGCUACACAAUUAUAUGUGGCAUUGCUCGAGGAAUUCUUUAUCUUCAUGAAGAUUCUCCUCUCAGGAUAAUUCACCAUGAUCUCAAAGCAGGCAAUGUGCUAUUAGAUGGAGGGAUGAACCCUAAAAUUGCAGAUUUUGGCAUGGCAAGGCUGUUUUUGGUUGGUGUAAGUAAAGGCAAUACUAAAAGAAUUGCUGGGACGUAUGGUUAUAUGCCUCCAGAAUAUCUGAAUUUCGGACAAUUCUCCGUGAAGACCGAUGUUUUCAGUUCCGGUGUCUUAAUUCUAGAGAUUAUAAGUGGCAAGAACAACAGUUCUUUUCACAAUUCUGAGCAUGUGGAGCACAUUUUAAGCUAUGUAUGGAAAAAUUGGAGAGAAGGUACAUUUUCAAACAUAGAGGACAAAGCUAUGCCUAGAGGCUGGACGAGUGAAACACUGAGGUGCAUUCAUAUUGGGUUACUGUGUGUACAGGAGAAUGUAGCCCGCAGACCCACCAUGGCGUCUGUUGUCCUUAUGCUCAAUUCGCACUCUACGAGUUUUCCAGCACCUUCUAAACCUGCAUUCUUACUGCAUAGUAGUGUAGGGGCAGAAGUGCCCUUGUUAGGCCAGAAUUCAAGGUUUACAGAUUCUGAUCAGUCCACAAACCCAUCAGAACGUAUUUCAGUGAAUGAGGCUUCAAUUACUGAGCCAUACCCUCGCUAAGAUUCGAGUGCGUUGGAGUUCCUUUCAGGAUUAAUCAUUGUCUAAAACAAGUUAAAUUUCAAGCAAGAACACUAUAUAAUGGGUAGUUUUCAAUUUUCAUCACUUUAAACCACCAUUACCAUUACCAUAGUUGCAGCAGACUCAGAAAACUUUGAUUUGUAGCUAAUCUGAAAUUAUGGAACUAUGUUUUGGGUUGGGCACAGCAUUACAAAAAUAUGAAAACUUUGCUUACU